AUGUGGGACUCUCUACUCUGGGUUACUCUGGGGGUAUUGGGGGUCCUGGAAAAAGGGGGGCACACCUACCAAAACCCCCACCAGCCUUUUCAAGUCACAUGGAUCUUAAAAAAUGGAGAGACCUACGAAGAGCUAAACCGGACCACAGCCACCCAACCGAAAGAUAAGUGGUGGCCGGACUUAUAUUUUAACCUUACAAAGUUAAUCGAACAAUCAGGAUACUCCAAGUGUAGGGUCAGGUCUCUCGGGUUUUAUGCCUGCCCGGGACAUCAGCGACAAAACAUAAAAACCUGUGGGGGAAUGCUGAGCCGCUACUGUAAAUCCUGGGGCUGUGUCACUUCCAGUGAUGGGUAUCGGAAGUGGUCGGUGACCAGGCCAGACCUGAUCAAUAUGUCCUUCACGGGUCCUCUUCCAAAAUCAGAUUGGCAGGGACGACCCUCCAACCCAGGGCAAUGCAGCGACCAGAUCCGACUAUCAUUCACACAGCAGGGACGGACUGAAAAUAGAUGGAUUUCCAGACUGUACUGGGGCAUAGUGAUAUAUGAUACCUAUGGUAUGGGAAGCAAUAGUGCAACAUUGUAUGUUCAGCAAGUCCUACAACCCGCCCAGACCCAUGUUAUGGGGCCCAACCAGAUUAUUACACCCCCCCGCCCCUCACCGCAAGGGACAAAUGCCGCAAAUGUUGUGACCUCGCCUACCCCUACCCCCUCUCUUCAGCUAACCCAGACAGACCCACCAGAAACCCAAGAACCCCUGUGGGCCUUGAUCAAAGAAACCUACGGGGCCCUUAACCACUCCAAUCCUAAUGCAACUCAAUCCUGCUGGCUUUGCUACACCUCACACCCACCUUACUACGAGGCCGUGGGUUUAAAUGCCACCUACAACUUAUCCACUCUCUCUAACCCACCACAGUGCUCUUGGGGAGACCGCAAGGUGGGCCUUACCAUGAAACAAGUAUGGGGUUCGGGGACCUGCUUAGGCACGGUUCCUACAGAUAAACAAACCCUGUGCGCCCAGACUGACAAUGACACCAACUUCACCGAUAAGACCUAUAUCAUUCCCGAAAUCGGGGGGUGGUGGGUAUGCUCAAGGACUGGGCUGACGCCCUGUCUCCAUUUGGCUGUCUUCGACCAGAGCAGAGAAUUCUGUGUCAUGGUAGCAGUAGUACCCAAAAUUACAUACCACCCAGAAGAGGUCCUCUACAACUUUUGGGACCAAGAUACCCCAGCUCCUAGACAUAAGAGGGAGCACGUUACAGCUAUUACUCUAGCAACACUGUUCGCCCUGGGGGCGGCCGGAACCGGUACGGGCAUUGCUUCCCUGACUACACAACAUCAGGGUCUAAUCACCCUGAGAGUCGCCGUUGAUGAAGACAUUGCAUGA
Molecule: messenger RNA, 1383 nt
Organism: Dama dama (fallow deer)
Lineage: Eukaryota; Metazoa; Chordata; Mammalia; Artiodactyla; Cervidae
Product: MLV-related proviral Env polyprotein-like
Exons: 1
Coding region: 1-1383 (460 amino acids)
Source: RefSeq, a predicted model, not a curated record